UAGCGACAUGUCGUUUUUCAGUUUUUUACAAAUAAAUAAAUAAAUAAUAAUCUGUUCUUGGCGAUCACUACAGGUUUUUUGGACGCUCUUCAGCUUCGAGACCAGAAAAUUUAGGCAAUCAAGGUGUGAUCUUUCUUUAUAUUUACUGAGAAGAUUUAAGAUUUCUGUGACCCAUGAAGGAGAAUAAAGUAAGUCAAUGAGAAAUUAAGCGAAAUCAAAACAAUGGUUAGAGAUUGUCCAGCUUGGGUGGUUCAACCUAAGUGCCUCCUUCUCUUCGUUGUCCUGCUUAUUUUUCUCAUCUUUGCCUUUACCAGUCCUAAACAGGAUGAGGUGAAGGAAGAAGAACAGGAGUAUGAGAUAACUCAUAGAGUAUACUUGGAUGUUGAUAUUGACGAGCAACGUCAGGGUAGAAUUGUUAUUGGAUUAUAUGGAAAGGUUGUAUCAAAAACUGCAGAAAAUUUCAGGGCUUUGUGCACAGGGGAAAAAGGUAAGAGUGCGAGUGGGAAGCCCCUCCAUUAUAAGGGAACACCUUUUCAUCGGAUAAUAUCUGGUUUCAUGAUUCAAGGCGGUGACAUAGUUUACGGUGAUGGGAAGGGAAGCGAUUCUAUAUAUGGAAGCAUCUUUCCAGAUGAGAAUUUUAAGAUAAAACAUUCACAUGCAGGAGUUGUUUCCAUGGUGAAUUCAGGACCAAAUUCCAAUGGCUCUCAGUUUUUCAUCACCACCAUUAAGACUAGCUGGCUGGAUGGAGAGCAUGUUGUUUUUGGAAAGGUUAUCCAAGGAAUGGAUACGGUUUAUGCAAUUGAAGGGGGAGCAGGAACUUACAGUGGAAAACCCAGAAAGAAAGUAAUUAUUGCUGACUCAGGAGAGAUACCUAAGGACAAGUGGGAUGAGGAAACUUGAACCUCCUUUAACACCAGCUAGUUUGUGUACUCUGAGCUUGUUAAUUUGUGAUUUAGAUAAUCGAUUAGUAUGCUUUUCGUAUUCGAUAACUGUUGUUAAUAGAAACUUGCCAGUGGUUUAGCAACCAUAUAAAUUGUACUCAUAAGCUUGUUAACCCCACCUCAAUUUUUAAUUUUUCUAAGGUAGCAUAUGUUAUUAUAUUAA
This is a messenger RNA of Populus euphratica (Euphrates poplar), 1104 nucleotides long. RefSeq names its product peptidyl-prolyl cis-trans isomerase CYP21-1-like. Gene Ontology annotation, cellular component: intracellular membrane-bounded organelle; cytoplasm. The transcript has 7 exons. Lineage: Eukaryota; Viridiplantae; Streptophyta; Magnoliopsida; Malpighiales; Salicaceae. Gene Ontology annotation, molecular function: peptidyl-prolyl cis-trans isomerase activity; cyclosporin A binding. The coding region runs from base 223 to 900 and encodes 225 amino acids. Gene Ontology annotation, biological process: protein folding; protein peptidyl-prolyl isomerization. The record is from RefSeq and is a predicted model, not a curated record.